This is a messenger RNA of Ogataea haglerorum, 582 nucleotides long. RefSeq lists its product as uncharacterized. The coding region runs from base 1 to 582 and encodes 193 amino acids. Lineage: Eukaryota; Fungi; Ascomycota; Pichiomycetes; Pichiales; Pichiaceae. The transcript has a single exon. The record is from RefSeq and is a predicted model, not a curated record.
AUGAUUGCACAUUGUCUGCUCCAGGGCAGAAUAUGGCCGCAGCUAGGGUAUCUGACAUCCCUCAAGCAGGACAAGCUUCAAACCACUUCUUGCUCUAUAGUACUUAAAGACGAUUUGUUGAACCGGCAAAUGUAUCAAGACCUCAAAAAUAAUGCAAACGAAAUCGCAAAGCUCAACAACACAUUAAUAUACACCUUGGAUGAAAUUGUUUUUCAUAUUUACAUCAAUGACGAUCGUCUCUGCCCAUCGAAUAGCGAAUUCGUAAAGCUGUUAAUGGAGGAUCUCAAUUAUCUCAUGGCUAGUAGUUACCUGCAACUGGAAUCUGAUUUCCCUCUGGUGUUUUGCUUUUAUUCUCGUUCCAUAAUACAGCAAUCAUAUGAGUUGAUGUACUCUGUUCAAGAGUCACUUCAAAGGCAAACACAAGACCAAUUAUCCGGACGACGGGACUUGGUAAUUGGGUUUUUGAAACAAGUUUCUGCAAAGAAUAUGAAAUGGUUCUGGUCGAAGCACAAGUCCCAUAGAAAUCCAGACUCCAUCAAAGUGUUCUUGAUCGAGUUCUUCAAUCACGAAGCCGCUCUGUGA